UAAACGUCAGUCUGGCAGAAGCGGUCGUGGAACGUGCAUGUCGCUCCGUUUGAACGACACCAUAAGAUACGGUCGCGUAAUAUUAACCGUAUAGUUAAAUUUAAAAAUAAGUAUUAUAACAACAAAUAAACUACCUCGAACUAAUAUUAGUGAAUUAAGUGUUUAUUAGUACUGCAAAAACAAUUGAAAAUAUCCAGUGUCAUUUCAAAAACUUUUAGAAACGAUGGAUGAGCGGCAAGCGCACGCGCAGCUAUAGAUGUGCCGUGCAUCACAGAGAUCGCGAGGUCAGCUCCGAAAACGACUUCCAUUUACUUCUUGAAGAUCCUACGUUUUUUGCCAGGAUGGUGCACUUAGUGGCGAUGGAGGUACUCCCGGAGGAGAGGGACAGAAAGUACUACCAGGAGCGCUACACAUGCUGCCCGCCACCGCUCUUUAUAAUCUGCGUCACUCUGCUAGAGCUGGGUGUGUUUGCGUGGUACGCAUGGGGUGCGGGCACGCUGUUCGCCGUGCUGCACAACUUGCUGGCCGCGCCCGCGCCUGACCUCCACUACCUGCCGCCCGACCCGCCCAAUGCAGGAUUCUGAUCCAAAGUCGCUGCAUAACACAAAGCACUACAGCGCAGUAGUCCGCAGCACGGAGCCUCCGCGCGUCUUGCUGCCAGACACCUCACCAUAACAUUUACCAGGAAAUUAAAUGAAAGAAAAACCAAUUCUACACACACUGGCAGCACGUUGGCACUCUCGAUAAAAUAACGUUGAUGAAGAUUUGUGUAAAUAUAUUUAGCGGUCAAACGUGCCAACAAUACGCGCAGAGCUACCAACGGCUCAAAGAUUAUAAUUCACGGCUUUGUAGACUGUUAUUUAAGUUUUUAAUUUUAAGCGUAUUAUGAAUGAUAUUAGUAAAACUUAUUCGUUCAACUAGUCCCAAGAUAGAACCAGUGAUUAUUCUCUUCUAAUUUCCAUCAAAACUACUUUUAUGGCAAAACUUGUAAUUUCAUAAUUUCCAUUACUAGUAUCAUUUAUAUUAUUCACUAGAUAUCAAAGCCUAAAUGAAAAGUUCACGAAGCCAGCGUGACUGACUCAAAACACGCCUAGUCAAUUUACCUUAGUGUGAUACGCAUAAGUAGUGUUAUGAUUGCAGGAGGCCACUGCCCUCUACCCUACACUGUCUGCCCAAACUGAACUCAUAGAAAAAUGUAUUUUUAAAAUCAUUUAAUUGUUUCCUCCGAUUGAAAGGUCAAAGUAUAAUAUUUCCCGCCGCCUCCUCGCGAUACUUAAUUGUUAAGUAGUGAUAAUUGUAUUGAAUAGGUGAACUAUUUUUGUACCAACAGUCUGCGUCCGUAGUGUUAGGUUUGAAGGCGUUACCGACAUGUCCCGCGCGGGGCGCGCCGGCGCACUGACAGUGACAGUGACAGCGCGUCACAAACGUCAAACUGACGUUUUGUACUCAACAUUGCGUCCGGGCAAAGGUCGACAUCGUUACGGCCAGCACACCAAAGAUUAGAAUAAAAAAGUCGUCCAUGCUUAAAUAACGAAAAUGACACUUUUCCAUCCUAAUUCGAUCGAAGUUGAUUCAACGAUAAACGUUUUUAAUUCGAUUUUUGCUCAUUUUUAACUUUAUCAUAGAUGCGCUUCACUGAUUUUAAUAAAAGUAUUAUUAAUUAAGUAAUACGUUAUGCUCAAUUGCAAUGAUUAUUAAUCUGUUUGUAAUAAGAUUAUGCUCAAAAGUGAGUUUUUGUUUUGUUUUGUGGAUCGAUCGAUUAUUUAUUGUAUUGUUUAUUUUAAACUGUCAAGUAAUUCGUCCACAUCCGGUAGACGUUGAUUACCUAUUAUUAUUUUUAGGUAUUUCCAUGUUUUAGUGAAAUAUCCUUCUACUCAUUAGUGAAUAGAUUGUAUUAUAAUGUGCCUGAUUCCUAUUACUGUAAACUUCAUUGUAUACUUUUUAUUGUAAUUGAAUGACGUCACAAACCGACUGAAUUUUUGUAUAAAUUAUUAUUACAGAGUGUUUUCUUUUAAUUUAUUUUAAAAUUUAUUUUA
Papilio polytes (common Mormon) is the source of this 2036-nucleotide messenger RNA. RefSeq names its product rhomboid-related protein 3-like. Gene Ontology annotation, molecular function: serine-type endopeptidase activity. The record is from RefSeq and is a predicted model, not a curated record. NCBI's taxonomy places the organism in Eukaryota, Metazoa, Arthropoda, Insecta, Lepidoptera, Papilionidae. The transcript is spliced from 6 exons. The coding region runs from base 228 to 584 and encodes 118 amino acids.